Microcebus murinus (gray mouse lemur) is the source of this 4647-nucleotide messenger RNA. The record is from RefSeq and is a predicted model, not a curated record. Lineage: Eukaryota; Metazoa; Chordata; Mammalia; Primates; Cheirogaleidae.
GGUGCCGGGCGGCUCUUCGGCUGGAGCUGGGAAGGGAGCGCUUCCCCGGACUCGGCUCAGCUCUGAGGCUCCGAAGCCGACGCCGCCAGCUCAGCCCCGGGGGCGGGAGCAGGACUGUCCGAGCAGCCUGCACCUGGGUGCUGCCGAGCCCGGAACGCCUUAUGGGACGCCCCCGGGGGCUCUCUCAGCGCCCUGCUGCCGCGUCCCUGUCCUAGGCGCCCGGGCUCCACGGCCCGCCCCGCCCGCAGCCCGCGGCCUGUCUGGAGAAGAGUAUGAGGCCCGGGGCCCCGCGGACGCCGGCCACAGGGCGGCAGGGGCCUAGCUGCGGAGCCCCGCGCCCGAGGGCGGCGGGUAAGGAGUCGCGGGAACCGGCGAGGCGUCGGGGCGCGCAGAGGAGCGCCCCAGCCCUGGCGCCCGCUGGGCCGCGGGACUCGUGUGUGGCCUGAGCGCCGGGGAGGAGGCGGAGGCGCCCCUCCGUCCGGGUUCUGGGGGAAGCGGCGAGGGGCUCCACGGCGGCCCCCGACCCCCGGCCACCAUCCUCACGCUCCUGCUCCCGCGGGGGGGAUGUCGCGGCCCGGGCUCCGAGCGCCGCCCCGGCCCCGGGGCUGAGCUCCGGACCAUGUCCUCUCGCAGCCCCCGGCCCCCGCCCCGCCGCUGCCGCCGCCGCCUGCCGCGCCCCUCCUGCUGCUGCUGCUGCUGUCGCCGCUCGCACCUCAACGAGGACACCGGCCGCUUCGUGCUGCUGGCAGCGCUCAUCGGCCUCUACCUGGUGGCGGGCGCCACAGUCUUCUCUGCGCUCGAGAGCCCGGGCGAGGCGGAGGCGCGGGCGCGCUGGGGCGCCACGCUGCGCAACUUCAGCGCGGCGCACGGCGUGGCCGAGCCGGAGCUGCGCGCCUUCCUCCGGCACUACGAGGCCGCGCUGGCCGCCGGCGUCCGCGCCGACGCGCUGCGCCCGCGCUGGGACUUCCCUGGCGCCUUCUACUUCGUGGGCACCGUGGUGUCAACCAUAGGUUUCGGCAUGACCACCCCCGCGACGGUGGGCGGGAAGGCCUUCCUCAUCGCCUACGGGCUGUUCGGCUGCGCCGGGACCAUCCUGUUCUUCAACCUCUUCCUGGAGCGCAUCAUCUCGCUGCUGGCCUUCAUCAUGCGCGCCUGCCGGGAGCGCCAGCUGCGCCGCAGCGGCCUGCUGCCCGCCUCCUUCCGCCGCGGCUCGGCGCUGUCGGAGGCCGACAGCCUGGCGGGCUGGAAGCCCUCGGUGUACCACGUGCUGCUCAUCCUGGGCCUGUUCGCCGUGCUGCUGUCGUGCUGCGCCUCGGCCAUGUACACCAGCGUGGAGGGCUGGGACUACGUGGACUCGCUCUACUUCUGCUUCGUCACCUUCAGCACCAUCGGCUUCGGGGACCUGGUGAGCAGCCAGCACGCCGCCUACCGGAACCAGGGGCUCUACCGCCUGGGCAACUUCCUCUUCAUCCUGCUCGGCGUGUGCUGCAUCUACUCGCUCUUCAACGUCAUCUCCAUCCUCAUCAAGCAGGUGCUCAACUGGAUGCUGCGCAAGCUGAGCUGCCGCUGCUGCGCGCGCUGCUGCCCGGCGCCCGGCGCGCCCCUGGCCCGGCGCAACGCCAUCACCCCCGGCUCCCGGCUGCGCCGCCGCCUGGCCGCGCUCGGCGCCGACCCCGCGGCCCGCGACAGCGACGCCGAGGGCCGCCGCCUGUCGGGCGAGCUCAUUUCCAUGCGCGACCUCACCGCCUCCAACAAGGUGUCGCUGGCGCUGCUGCAGAAGCAGCUGUCCGAGACGGCCAACGGCUACCCGCGCAGCGUGUGCGUCAACACGCGCCAGAACGGCUUCUCGGGCGGCGUGGGCGCGCUGGGCAUCAUGAACAACCGGCUGGCCGAGACCAGCGCCUCCAGGUGAACCCGAGGCAACAACAGUGUGAUCUUCUACUCACCAAAUCCUGAAAUAAGACCGGGGCAGUCCACGCAAGGCUGCCCAACACCUGCCACCUCCAUAUGGUUCACGCCACUGCUGAACUGCCUCCGUGGCUGAAUGAGAGAUGCGUGUGGGCACUUUGGUUUGGACAAACCACACACCAAAGCAAACAUAUGCGGACAUACGUUGAAUUUGCUCAUGUUCUGCAUGUUGUCUGACACCACGCAACACAGUUCUUCAGGGAGGUGGGGAAACUGCUGUGUCACAUGAAAGGCAAAGGCUUCCCACUGCCCUCCUCAGAGAGAGCAGCAGGCACUGAUUCCUACCAGCAACAAGACGUCCACAAGGGAUUACUUCCUCUGCGACAUCCUAGCACUGCGCCAGAACCUUCACAGACAUCUAAAAAGAGGUAAGCUCUGCAGCAGAACAAUAGGAGAAAGCAGUGGCUCUAUCUAUCAAGGAGAGUGAAGUGAAGCGGGUGUGGAGAGGGGACAUCAGGCAGAAGACCAGUAUUUUAAGUUGGGCUGCAUUUCCAGUUUUAGUCUAAAAAUAUGUGUAUCAUUCUGGACAUUUUCAUCAUCUUCCCCAGCCAUACCCUAACUCCUUAACCCAAACGCACCGGGUCCAGGAAGGUAAUAACAGGGAUUUCUUUUGUAUAUGAAAUUUCUCUUUACUCAUUUGUUCUUCCCCAUAAGCUAAUUAACAUUGUUUAAUUUAUUUCAGAUCAGGGACUGGUUUUUCCUGACUAUUCUGCACAACAUUUUAAUCAACAGAAUAUAACUAACAAGCUUAAAGAGCCACUCAAUACUGAAUCAGCAGCUCAUACCAUAUGCUGUGGGUAAAAACAUACUUCCCAAAAAAAGCUAAAUGCAGAAAGACCAAGGAUAGAAGAUGUAUUUAAUACUCAAGAAGUCUAACAGGAUGUGCUUAGUAUGUGGAACAUUGAGAUUUUAAAGGGAAAAAGUUAUUCUUUAAAUAUAUCUACCCUAGUCACCGGGCUAGCUCAGUUGACAGAGCAUGACACAAAAUCUUAAAUAUAUCUACCUUAAAACAUUUUUCUUAUACCUGUUUUGUUACAAUGUUUAACCCCAAAACAGUAUUUUAAGAAAAAAAAAUCAAAUUAAUUGCAAAAACAAUUGCAUCUUGGCUUCUUAGUGCUAAUUAAAAAAAAAUAAAAAAGCAUGUAUUUUUUUCAGAAACAUGGUUAUGUGGUCAACAAAUUUCAUAGCAACAGUAUGGUUGAGUUUUAAAUCUUGGAUAAUAUAUAUUCGGCUUUACUUUGGUAUUACCCAAAUGUAUGUUUGAGUGGGGAAGAAAAAACAAAUCACAUUACAAUUAAAAUUUUGAGAAAAACCUUUGACAGGUCAGAAAUUAGUUUAUAUCUUGUUUUACAUCCACCAUUUUAACAGGAAGGAGACUCUAAUUGAAGGCCUGGUUGUUUCAUUAGCAUAUUCAUGUAGUAAGCACAGCUUAAGUCUGAAACAUCCUAAGCAGAUCUAUUAUGUUUUUUCAUUUUCAAAAACAUCUUAGAACUAAACACCAAGUCUCUUUUAGAGAAAUGAAAGCAGCUUGAUUUAUCAGAGCUUGGUAGAUUACACGUUUUCUUGAAAUCAACAGUUUCCCCUCCCCGCCCCCCUAUUUCUUGUAGCCCUAACAACUAAAACCAACUAAAAGCUGAUUUCCAUGUUAAACAUGCUAUUGUGCAGCAAUCUUAAAAAGACUCUUCUACAGCUAAGGGAUGAAAUAUUUCACUGGAAUUUAAAAAUUGGUUUUUGAUUUCUGUAAAAGUUUUCCACUUAUAAGUGAUUAAAUGAUUUUGUAAACCAAUAAAGAUUGCCACAUUUAAAAUCUUUCUAAGUUUGCCUUCUUCCUAAGCUUUUGGUAUCUAGAAAAGAAAAACUGAUGGAACUCACAGAACGUGGCUAAAUGAGUAUUUUAAAGGAAUCAUUGAUCUUAAAUUUCAAUUUGUUCUCAUACCAAAUUUUAAGUGUAUAAAACAAAAUUGCAGUAACUAUAAAGCAAACACCUGCAAAACCACUCAGGUCAAAAAACACAAUGCUGUGCCCUUUCAAAGACCCUUAUUUGCCCCUUCCCCAUAAGCACCCCAUGUCCCUAGGCAAAGACAACCACUCUCCUGACUUACAUAAUCACUUUGUGUUUUUUUUAUUACUAUUCAGUGGAAACAGCAGAAGAUAUGAUUUUUUGUAUGCUUGUUACACUUGGCCACAACUGGGAACAGAACUAGUCCAGAAUGUCAGGUCCAGGGCAAAGGACCAAUAGGGACUGUUUGGUAUAACCAAGACGGGUCUCUUAGAGGUGGUCUUGGCCAUCUGAUGGCAAUGAAGUUCUAGAUCCACAGGGUGGCAAACUCUAGAUAGUAGCAUGCAGUCCAACAAGUUGUGCCAGUAUCCCCAGACUCUGGCAUUCCAUGUUUCUGCUCUUGUGGCCUUCACAUGUGCACAAGGCAAGGUUUAAUUGGACCUCUGCCUCAUCUUUCUUCUUUUGCACUUCAACCUACACAUUUACUUCUUCCAUUUGACUCCUAUGGUGCGGAGGUUUCUAGAAAGAUGAUACUAAGGCCGAAAACUUUCUCAUUUUUCAUAGUUGCCACCCCCAUGACUGCAUCCCCAAACUUCAUAGGCUUUGUCUCUGAGACAUGGUCUCACUCUGUUGCCUGGGCUGGAGUGCGGUAGCAUCAUCUUAGCUAACUGCAACCUCAA